CUACUAUUAUAUUUUUCUUGAUAAACUAAUUUAAAAUUGAUGUCAACUCGUUCGCAGCUGUUUCUUCCCUGUUUCUCCGAUCCCCAUCCAUGUCAGAAGCUGAACAAGCCAAUUCCCCAAAGCCUCCUCCAUAUUUAGAGGUUUUAUGCAAAAGUUCCGGCAAGAAAACCCGGUUUGCAGCCGGUACUAAGGCCGGAUUUGCAGUGUCAUUGAUAAAUAGAAAGUUGGGUAUCGGAGCUCCGGUUGCCUUGCAUAUUGAAUCCUUUAGAGAAGGGGAGGAACCCAUUAUUUUUGGCCCUGAUGCUGUUCUUGUGAAUUAUGGCAAUGGUUGGAAUUUGCAAACUGUUAAUGAAAUGGAUUUUCCUGGCAUUGGAAAAGGCAAACAUGUUCGGGGAUUUCCGACACAGCUCCCUAAUGGAAAGAACGUUGAUCUCACUAAUUCUCGCAAAAUGGUUUCAAAACCAGGAAUAAGUUUUCUUUACAUUGCAAAAGUUUUGUUAGCUUUUGUUUUGAUGUUUAUGUUGGCGGGAGUUUUCAUGUUGGCUCUUGACAAUCUUCCUAAACUAAUUUUACUCUUUAACUCUUCCAUGUAACUAUGUCAGAUUUGAAAAAAGUUAUAUUUGAUUUUUAUUAAAAGCAA
Molecule: messenger RNA, 640 nt
Organism: Gossypium arboreum
Lineage: Eukaryota; Viridiplantae; Streptophyta; Magnoliopsida; Malvales; Malvaceae
Exons: 4
Coding region: 90-593 (167 amino acids)
Source: RefSeq, a predicted model, not a curated record